Protopolystoma xenopodis is the source of this 932-nucleotide messenger RNA. NCBI's taxonomy places the organism in Eukaryota, Metazoa, Platyhelminthes, Monogenea, Polystomatidea, Polystomatidae. The record is from the annotation of a GenBank genome assembly.
AGCUCGGCCGCUUCACCCGGCGGCUUGUCGUCGACGUCGACGACAAGCCGCCGGGUGAAGCGGCCGAGCUCGAGGCGUCGGAGUUGUCGCGACUGGCCGGCAUCCUCGAGACCGGCGACUGUCUGUUCGGCGCCGCCGACGCCAACGCCAACGCCGACGCCAACGCCAACGCCAACGCCGACGUGGACGCCGACGUGCCGGCCUCGAACCGACAUCAGCUGGCGCUGGCCGGACUGUUGCCAAGGCUGUGGCCGCGUCUGGUCGCCUCGAUGCCGGUCUUGUUGAGUCCGGUCGUGUCGGGCGGAGGCGCGGCGACGCAGCUGCAUCAGCUCAGCCUCGUGGCCGGUCUGUUGUUGCGCAGCCGGGCCGUCGGCGGACCGGGACUCGAGCUCAACGCCACUCUGGCCGGACUCCUCCUCGAGGCCGAGUUGAGUGGGCAGCCGACGUCGGACUCGCCAGUCACCGACCGCCCCCCUCCCCGACCAGACAGCCUCCGGGGUCUCGGCGUCGUGGGGCUCGGCGUCUGCACGGCCGGCGACCUCGUGGCGCAUCGAGGCCUCGAGUCGGUCAGACUCGAUCCCGACGUCUGUCACCUCCUCGCCGCGCAGCCCGGCGCCGCCGGCUCGUCCCCACUCCACCCCAGCCACGGCUAUUGGGCUGCGGUCUUCUGCGACCGACACGCCGGCACAAGACCCCUGCUGCUGCGCUACGUCAUCCAGGCCAGGCACCAGGCUUUGCUCAGGUGGGUCUCGAGACGACGGCACUUGCGUCUUUCUGUAGGGCAAAUUCUUGCCGCAAUCGCAUCACACCAGCUCGCCCUGUUCUGUGAUCUACGCCUCUACUGGGCAGAUUUCCCCACCCACACACACACACACACACACUCAUAUUCUUCCGUGUCGGGACGACAUUGGCUACCGUUCAGGUUGAACUGA